AUGUUGGGUGUAGCAGGACCAAAGCCACCCGGGCCCAAAUACGGCCAGCCGGUACUUCCUAACCUGAAUGUCCGCCAGAUCUGCCCGAAUUGCAGGUCGGACCCACCGAAUAUCAUCGAAGAAUAUUCAAAGGGGGAUUUGGUCUGUGCAGACUGUGGUACCAUACUCGGCGACAGAAUUGUAGACACCAGGAGCGAAUGGAGAACCUUUGCUGGCGAUGAGGGUGGUGACGACCCGUCCCGAGUCGGAGAUGCCGGAAACCCUCUUCUCGGCUCGAACCACCUGGACACCAUGAUCUCUGGGCGGGACGGCAUGACCGGCAUGUCGCGUGACCUCCAGCGCGCCCAGAACCGUGCCAACGCCCACAAUCAGAACGGCAAGACGUCCACCGCAAAUCUCCAAGCUGCCUUCUCGCGUAUCUCGGAGAAGUGCGACGUCAUGCAGCUCGGCUCCAAUAUCACCACUCGGGCGCAGCAUGUCUACAAGAUCGCGGACGAGAAGAAGGUGACCAAGGGGAAGAAUGAGAAUGUGGUCAUUGCGGCGUGUAUCAUCUUUGCGUGUCGUGAUGGCGGGGCGAACCGGUCAUUCACCGAGGUGUGCAAGGCGCUCAAGGUGUCAAAGAAGGAGCUGGGCCAGGUGUUCAACGUCAUCAAGGCCGCUGUACAAGAGGAGCGGAGCAAGUCAGGCACUCUGCCCUCCACGGCCGGAAUCGCCAGUCUUUCCGAGACAGUCGAGGGUCUCAUGGGCCGAUACUGCAACUACCUCGACCUCUCGACCUCCCUCUUCAAUUCGGCCAAGUACAUCUCUACCCACGCGGCCAGCAAGACAGACAUCGACGGGCGCACAUACCCGUCUAUCGCUGCUGGGGUUCUCUACCUCGCCUGCGUUCUCUUUGGGCUCACCACUGGCGCAAAGGACCUGGCCGAAGUGGCGGGUGUCACGGAUUCUACCAUCAAGCUGAUCUGCAAGAAGGUCGCUGCGAAGCUUGACCAGGUCAUCAAGCCUGAAUGGAAGGAGUCAUAUCCGAAAGGCUACCAGCACCUCCUGGCCAUCGGGAAAGUCAACGAGCCCGGUACCAACGGCAGCCAGCGCUCCAGCACUCCGAAGACCAAUGUGAACGGCGAAGCCCAACCCGCCGCUGCUGCGACCCCUCUCAUCUCGGCCUGA
This is a messenger RNA of Dioszegia hungarica, 1167 nucleotides long. Its product is annotated as putative transcription initiation factor iib. The transcript is spliced from 8 exons. The coding region runs from base 1 to 1167 and encodes 388 amino acids. Lineage: Eukaryota; Fungi; Basidiomycota; Tremellomycetes; Tremellales; Bulleribasidiaceae. The record is from RefSeq and is a predicted model, not a curated record. Gene Ontology annotation, cellular component: nucleus; transcription preinitiation complex. Gene Ontology annotation, biological process: transcription initiation at RNA polymerase II promoter; transcription preinitiation complex assembly. Gene Ontology annotation, molecular function: RNA polymerase II general transcription initiation factor activity; TBP-class protein binding.